This is a messenger RNA of Hylaeus anthracinus, 1155 nucleotides long. RefSeq lists its product as uncharacterized. The record is from RefSeq and is a predicted model, not a curated record. NCBI's taxonomy places the organism in Eukaryota, Metazoa, Arthropoda, Insecta, Hymenoptera, Colletidae. The transcript has 4 exons. Bases 55 to 1059 code for a protein of 334 amino acids.
AAAGGGGAAAUUCGUAGAGUUUUGUAGAAAUACAUGAUUAAAAUCAAUUAAAAUAUGAAUCGCGGACAAGUUUUAAGAGACUAUGAAUUAUCACAGGAUACUGUAGAGAAAUUAAAAGUAAUUAAGGAAAAACUAAAAGAAAAUAUAAUGCAGGCCGAUCCAAUAUGGAAUAUUAUAGUACAAAAGGAGGAACAAGAAGUAUUCCUAAGCGAAGAAGAUAUCACAGAUGAGAGUGACAAAGAUGACAACAUGUCACCCAUGAUAUCAGAUGAUGCUAAGCUUCAAUCUACUCAAUUUUAUUUUACACAAGUUGACAUUAAGUUAGACAAAGAUGUUAAGGAGGCAUCAAUACAAAAGUUUGAUAUCAUAGAAUAUCUAUAUGAAGGAUUAGAGCGAUCAAAUGGAAAAUUAGAUUUAAAUCAGUUAGAAAACUUAGCAGAUGAAGAACUUGUGGAAGUAGUUUGUAACUUAGAGAAAAAAUUAAGCAUAUUGGGUACCUAUAAUCUUUGUUGUUCUAUGAAUAAUAUGACUUUGGAACAACGAAUGAAAUAUAUAGAAAUUUGUCUUACUCACUUGUUAUUACCAAAGAUAAUUACCCUGGAAGAACCAUCAAGGCUACUAUUAUCUGCUAUCACAGAGUGUGUUCAGAAAUUUCCAGAUGAUAUUCAAAAAUUCAUUUUUAUCCCUUUAUUAAAUAUUGAUUUAAAAGAUGUAACAAGUGUCACUGCUAUAGCAAAUGCAUUUGAAUCUGAAAGAAACAUUGUCCUUAUUACGGAAUAUUUAUCAUAUGCACAGGAACUCAAGUCCUGGCAUCUUCCCAUUCUACACAAUUUGACAUCUGUUAAAACAGAUAUUGUUACAAAUGAUAAACUUAUACAACUUUUGUCAAUGAAAGCACUUGACUUUGCCAAGGACAAAAAUUUCGGAAAACUUAUACUAUCGUUAAUUAAAGUAAAUACAAAUUUUACAGACCAACAAAAGGAUCUAUUAUGGGAAAUAGCCAAUAUAAAUCAAACAUUAUUCAAGAGACCCAUACAAAAUAUUUUGAAAACUUUGUAAUUUGUGCAUGUGUGUAUAUUUUCAAUAAAGUUUGUAUUUUGAUAAUCGUGGAAUACUUUUUUUCUUUUUUUAACACCUGAAUCACAUACAGUAUAU